UACGCCGAGAUGGCGCAGGACGGCACGCGUCAAGACAGCGGACCAGAGGUCCCCCGCCCCCGCCACCGUCUGCUGCCCUCCUGCCGUCUGCUAGUGACGCUCAUGUGCCUGGUGGGCAACGCUGUGGCCAUGGUGGGCCGAGUGCAGACCGGCCUUGCCGUACUGUGCAUGGUGCGGAACGUGCCGGACGACCCGGCCCUGGACAACGUCACCGCCUCGGUCAACGUCACGGCAGGCCAGGGAGAGUUUGCGUGGAGCAAGCAGUUCCAGGGCCUGGUGCUGUCCGCCUACUUCUACGGCUACGUAGCGACGCUGGUUGUCGGCGGCUGGGUGGCUGAUAGGUACCCCAGCCACAGAGUCGUAAUCUGCAGCGCGCUCUCCCAGGCCCUGCUGCUGGCGCUGAUGCCAGAGGCGACGCGGCUGUGGCCAGCUAGCUUCGUCAUUCUCAGAGUGAUCCAGGGCGUGGUAACGUCGCCGUUCUUUUCGGGUUUCAACGUGAUUCUCCGCAACUGGUCUGCGGCCGGCGAGUUUGCGCUGCUGUUCUCCAUAGCCUGGAGUGGGCUAUACCUGGGCAGCGCCGCCGCCUUCCCGGUGACCAGCGCGCUCUGUCAGUCCCACGGGCUCGGAGGGUGGCCGGUGGUCUUCUAUGUCUGUGCGAUGGCCUCCGCCAUGUGGGCGCUGGUCGCCUGUUUCGUGCUGACCGAGUCGCCAGAGCACCACCGAUUCAUCAGCGAGGCGGAGAAGAAGUGCCUGAUGUCGCAGGCGCACGUGCAGACAUCGGCCAAGGCGCCGACGAAGCCAGUUUCAAUCUGGGUGCUCUUGCGCAAUCUGCAAGUGUGGAUCAUCAUGCUCAGUUACUUCGUUACCAGCUGGUUCUAUGCGACUCUCAGCAUCACGUUGCCAACCUUCAUGAAGGAAGGUUUUGACUUCGACAUAAUGGAGAAUGGUUUCGUGUCGGCCCUACCAAGCCUGUCCAUGGGUCUUCUGAUCAUUGCUGGAGGAAAGGCGUAUGAGUACAUUCACGUCAACAAGGGCGUGAGCACUACGAACUCACGCAAAAUAAUGUCUUCGAUUGGACUGCUCGUGCCGGCUGCCUGCAUGAUCGCCGUCAUUGUGCUGCCAUCCACCCAGCGAUACCUCAGCGUCGUCCUGAUGUCCCUGGCCCAGGGAUUCUCCAGCAUCGUGAUCUCUGCCGGUCCGGUGUCGGCGGCCGCCGAAAUCGCUCCGCAGUACAUCGGCUUCAUCUGGGGCAUCGCCUCCUCCUUCGGCAACUCCACCGGCUUCCUGGCGCCUCUGAUCGCGGCCGCCAUGACGCCGAAUGGCACUCUGCGGGAGUGGUGCUGGUUCUUCGCCAUCGCCAUCACCCAGAUGGUUCUGCUCAGCGUUCUCAUCGGCCGCCUGUGGAGGUCGGAGGUGCAGCCCUUCGCACAGUUGGAGAACUCACAGGACAUCGCGGAACAGCAUCACUGCGCUGCCAUCACCGUAGCUUUGGAAGAGGUGGCAUAGCCACAUACGGUGUUUAUCUCCUGGAAGCACUCCUGUACUUUUUAUAUAUUGAAUUUUCUCUGAAUAUAUGCGUUCAGUAUUCAU
This is a messenger RNA of Pollicipes pollicipes, 1590 nucleotides long. RefSeq names its product putative transporter slc-17.2. The coding region runs from base 10 to 1506 and encodes 498 amino acids. Gene Ontology annotation, molecular function: transmembrane transporter activity. NCBI's taxonomy places the organism in Eukaryota, Metazoa, Arthropoda, Thecostraca, Pollicipedomorpha, Pollicipedidae. The record is from RefSeq and is a predicted model, not a curated record. Gene Ontology annotation, cellular component: membrane. Gene Ontology annotation, biological process: transmembrane transport; monoatomic anion transport. The transcript is spliced from 11 exons.